UAAACGAUGGGUACAUUCGUGUCCACUGAUGAACACUAUCUGCUCUGCGGUCACAUCGAUGACAAAGUACGUGAAGAGUGGACGGGACUGUUAUCGGCACACAAUGACACCAUUAACUUCAUCAUUGAUUCAGCCAAACAAAUGGCAGACUUUAUACAAACUGAUAUUAGCGAAACACGUACUUUGCGGACACCAUUACGUCGUACGAGUAAACGAAAGCGAUCUUCAGUGACGGCGGCCGUCAGACAACUGGUUCUCACGUCUAAUAAAAAACCACUUCCUUCUGGAUGUAAAGUCCGUGAUGUGUCCAUUGCUACUCCCCGUAGGUUUAGUAAACGACCGAAAAGGUCGACAAUUCGAUUGGACACAACUGUCGAGGAAAUGGAAGUGGACGGUGCGGCCAAACAAACUGUUGAUAUUGUGAUGGAUGCGAUUGUCAAUGAAGACAUAGAAUUGCCAAAUAUCUUGACUGUCAACCAUUCACCCGAAAAACUGAAUGACAAAGUUAUUAAUGAAUUAAUUGUCGACCAAAAGCAAGAGACAGUACAGCAAGAAGUUGAUAAAGAAAUUGGCGAAAAUAAAGUAUUGACGGCAUCGGAAAUGAUGUCUGAAUUGUCAAUUAAUGAAGAAAUAAAUAAAGCAAACGAAUCGGACAAUGAAUGGAUGACUGAUGACGAAGACGGAGGUAAUAAUCAAAGAGAAACGGAAGCCUUUUUCGAUGCGAUGGACAGAAAGGAUUCCAAAAUGAAUUCUAUAGUUUCUGUAACUAAUAAAACAUUGGUUACCAAUACUGCGACCAAAGAAAAGCGUAAGAAAUCACUUUAUUUUACACCACAAACUACUCAACGAUCAACUCGAGCUCAAUCACGAAUGUUGUCCAGAGUUGCGGAAACGAGUCAAAGGACUCCACAAACAAGUUCUAAGAAUCCUUUUAUGUCAGCAAAACAAAGUGCAUUCGUGGCUAACACCAGCAAUUCGGACACUUCUACCAAACGAGUGACCGGUGGUUCAUCUGCUCGAUCAGUUCGAGUCGUAUCUCGUAUUCAACGACAACUUCCAGACACCAAAACUCUGACUGACAGCGCAUUGAAGAGGCGUCAAGAGGCCGAUGAUAUACGAAGACAAAGAUUAUUGGCUUCACAAGAAAAGGAAAAGAAAGCGAUGGAAAAGAGACGAAUACUUAUUGAGCAAACUGUUAAUGAAAAGAAACUUAAGUCUCAAGAAAAGGCCAAUAAAGCCGCGGAAUUGAGAGAAUUAAAUAAACAAAAAGAAUCGGAACGGCUUCGCAAAGAACAAGAUAAACGAGAAGAAUGGGAACGAAAACGACAGGAAGAAAGAAGAGAACAAAUGCGCAAAAAACAAGAAGAGUUACUUCAAAAGGCACGAGAAAAUGAAAGGCGAAAGCAAUUGCAAGAAAUGAAGGAAAUGGAAGAAAAGCUGAAAAAACAACAAGAGUUGGCCCGAAAACAGGAACAGGAAAAGGAAAGAAUUAAAGAACAGGAAAGAUUGGCUGCACUUAUACAACAACACAACAACAGUCUUCAACAAAAAGCUGUGGCCAACUCAUUCAUUAAGAAAUGUGAAUCUAAUUCACAGUUAGUUCCAAAAGUUGUCAUCAAUAAAAUGAGUGCCGAAGACACAGCCAAACAUAUGAUAUCAACGUCUGCUAAUGCAGUUAUUCCUCAAAAAGUGGAAGUCAAUGAAACUGUAGCCAAACCUGAAGUUCAAAAUCAAACGUUUACUAAGGAUCAAACAUUUGUAGUAAACAAAGACGAACCUAAAGAUACUUCAAGUUAUGAAAUGACUCCACCGCCUAAAGAACUCGAUUUCGACAAUUACGAUAUAAGUGAAGUACAAUCGGGAGAUGAGACCGAUGAUGAACAACAGCCCCGUAAACGUAUACCCAAUUGGGCCAGAGGUCAGGCUUUUAUUAAACAAGUGCACAGACAAUACAGUAAGCCAUACAAAGAAAUAUAUAAAGAGAUUAAAGGAGUGUUUGGUUCGGGAGAUGUUUUGCUCAAUGCUUUUAAAUUAGAUUUUGAUCUCAUGUUUCCUAAGAAACCAUUGCACCCGAGGUAUGCAAAACGCACCUCAUCUGCCAUUUGGGAAGAGCCUCCCUCUCGGUAUCGCAUUAAUGAGUCCUCCAUUAAUGAAUCGUUUAUAUAAAUACAGUGAUUAUCC
Messenger RNA from Oppia nitens, 2181 nucleotides. Its product is annotated as inner centromere protein A-like. The record is from RefSeq and is a predicted model, not a curated record. The transcript is spliced from 2 exons. Gene Ontology annotation, molecular function: protein serine/threonine kinase activator activity. Gene Ontology annotation, cellular component: meiotic spindle midzone; chromosome passenger complex; midbody. Bases 7 to 2166 code for a protein of 719 amino acids. Gene Ontology annotation, biological process: meiotic spindle midzone assembly; positive regulation of protein serine/threonine kinase activity; mitotic cytokinesis. NCBI's taxonomy places the organism in Eukaryota, Metazoa, Arthropoda, Arachnida, Sarcoptiformes, Oppiidae.